AUGAAACGAAAUGCUCACACGGCAAAUUCUUCUUUAACUGAAACUAAUAAUAAUAAUAAUUCAUCUAAACGUUGUUGUACUGAAAAAGAUAAUAAAAAUUGUGUGGCAAGUAAUUCAUUAACUGCAUCUUCAUCAUCAUCAUUAAUUGAUAAUAUUUCAUGUUCAGUUGUUUCAUCAUCAACAUCAACUGAAAAUUUAUUAAAUAUGGAAGAAAAUGUAGAAACAUUAAUUAGUAUGGGUUUCACUGACAGAGAUUUAAAUCGUAAAGCUUUAGAAAAAGCUGACAAUGAUAUUGGUGAUGCUGUUACUUUCCUAACUGGCUCAACAUUUUUCAAUGAUGAUGUUAAUAUUCCCAAUGAAUCCCGAACCACAUCAACAUUUAUUGGUCCUCUGACAAAAGAACAGAUGGAACAACAACAACAACAGAUCGUUUCCUCGGGUAAGAUUUCCGACAUGUCCACCGAUGAUUUAUCAAUGAAUAAUCCGAAUUCAUUUACAAAAAAUGCUUUUCUUGAUCUUGAAACCAAAGUCUAUGGAGACAAUUGGUCAAUACCUUAUAAACGUGAAGAAGUUCUCGGUCGAUGUUUAUUAUCUGCUACUAAACUUGCACUUGCUGGUAUUGCUGAUCAAGAUGAACAUUGUAAAAAAUUUAUGGAAAUUUUAAUUCCUGAUGCCUUUCGAAAAUUACAAUGUUCUCAUCAUGUUAAUAAUUGGGGAGUUGAAGUUCAAUUAGGCGUCUUUGAUAUGGUACAAUUAGUGAUUGAUUUAAUUGCUGCACGUUUAUCAUAUUUCCCAGUCCCAAUACAAUUACUUGAAACAUUAGCCAUACUUUUCGAUCAUGAUUCUGUGUUUCAGCGAAAGCACAAGAGUAAAUCAUAUGAUCGUUCACUUUAUGAUAAACAAUUAGGUGAACUCAUAUUGGCAAAUUCAUCAUCGCCAACAUUUUCCGUUUAUAAUCGAAAUGAACCCUAUGGAUGGUUAUGUGAAAUAAUAAACCGUUUUAUUUUAAAAGAUGGAAUACAAAAUUUAAAAAUACAAUUUAAAAGUGAACAACCUUUAACAGCUCUCGAAUACAAUGCGUUGCUAUCGCCAUUUGUUAACUGUAUGGAUUAUAUAUUCGUUGAAAAAUAUCGACAAUUAUUUAGUGACCAUAUAGAACAAGCAUUAGAUUAUGUCAAAAACUUAAAAGAAGAAGAUUUUAAAGCAAAAUCAACAAAUACAAUAUUUGAAUUAUUAACAACUUUACGUAAAAUAUGUUCUGUUGUAUGGACAAAGCGUCUUGAACAAGUUGAAGAAUUACAUUUGAAUCUAUUACUUAAAAUGGUUGCUCUAUCAAAUUUUAAUGCGAAAAUGAAUUCACUAAAAGAACUUGCAAAAAUAAUUGAAAAUUGUACAUCAAAUAUACCGAGUAUAAGUAAAGCAUCGAUUCCGCGUGACGUUGUUAGUGAAUGGGUUAUUGAGCAUUCAAUACUUUCAAAAGCUUUAGAAGGAAAUAUUGAUCAAAAUCAAUAUGUAGAAAAGGUUCGAAUAUUAAUGGAUUUUAUUGCACCAAGAAUUUUAAAAGAAGAUAUUGAAACUAUAUGGAAAAUGCAGCAUGGACGAUCUUUAGUUGCGGUCGAUCAUUUAUUUACGUUAGUCGCGUCGGCAGCAGCAAAAUUUAAUUUAGAACAGUUGAAUCAUCUAAUUGGUUUUAUACACAGUUCAUGGAAAAGUGAAACAAUUCUUAUACAAGAAAAACUAAUUGAAUUACUCGGUGCUAUUGGUCGAGAGUGUCAGAAAGAUUCUGCUGCUCGUGUUUUAGAAGUUCUUUGGGAUAUGGCACAUGAAGAUAGAAUUAGUCGUUCAAUGCUUGAUCAUCUUUUACAUAGUCAUUUGCGUGUAUUUAGUGAAGGUCGUUCACCUUAUGAUGCACUUAAACGUGAAUAUUGCCUUAAAUGUAUGACUGAUUUACAACGUAAGCAAGGUUGGCUUGUACCAGCUAUAAAACAUUUAUAUGAUCUAUUACGUCAUGAUUCAACAAAUACAUUUAAACGUUCAGAGCCAGAUUUAAUAUCACUAUUAGUUAAUAAACAUGAUGUUAUAUCAGCAUUAAUACAAAGUUUAUCAACAUGUCAAUUAGAUGUUUGGAAUAAAACACAUGGGCAUGUAACGAUUGAUACAUUAGUUGAUGGGCGUUUUACACAUGAAGAAUCAAUUAAAACUCAUUUAGAUUUAUUAUCAUUUUUAUUAAAAAAAGGAAAUCUUUAUUUAAUAUUAAAACGUAGUGAAGAAUUAUGGGAUACAUUAAUCACAAAUGAAAAUGCAAGUUCAUUUGAUCGUGAACUUGGCUUAAAUUGGUUUAUAACAUGUGUAGAAGAUCUUAGUCGAGAUUCACAAUUAGCUUUAUUUGAAAAACGUGUUUCAAAACUUGAUCCAGUACAUUUAUCACUGAAAGGUUAUGCUUGUUUUAAAUUAUAUUUUGAACGUUGUAAUUUGGAACGAUGGAGCCAAUCAAGAACUUUUAAUCACAAUUCAAAUGCAUCGACUUCAUCAAAUAAUGAAAUGUUAGAUUAUCAAUGUAUUGAUGAAUUAUGGAGUAUAAUUUUAUGUGCUGGUGAUGAUAACCUCGCAAAUGAUGCUACGCGUUUUUUACUCGAUUUAUAUUGUACAAAACAACCAAAUCGUACAUGUCGUUCAACAUCUCAAUCACUGCAUCAAUGCUUUCUUAAAGAAGUCUAUACACGUUUAAGUUCUUUACUUAUAUCUGCUGAUUUACCUUUAACAUCAUCAACGUCAACAACUGAACAAUAUUAUAAAUCUUUAAAAUCGUACGGAGAACAAUUAAUAUCAAUUGAUAAUUCAAUAACUGUAAGUGAAUCAUCGAAUGAAAUUGAUCAUCAAUUAUGGUUACAAAAGAUAGAACGUUUAUUUAUGAUAACAGAAGAAUAUAUACAUGUUGUUGAACAUGAACAUUCACUAAAUGCUCAUAUAACAUCAUUUCAUGGUUUAGAAUAUCAAAUAAAAAUCAUUCUGGGCGAAUUAGGUAAAACAAAUUGUCCGUAUGAUAUUGUAGUUGUUCAUUCAAAUGAUACACUUGAUAUGUUACGUGCACGACUUGGACUUCAUUAUAAAGUUCCAUCACAUGAUAUACAUAUAUCAAUACAAAAUACACGUCCAUUACCUCAAUCUUAUGAUCAUCUAGGUCCUAUCAAUAAUGCUAUUGCAUUACCAGCAAAUAAUUCUUCAUCCUCCACAUCUUCAACAUCAACAAAUAAUAAUAAUAAUAAUAAUAAUGUUCUUGGUCUUUGGUUAAACUCAAAAUAUUUAUAUCAAGUUCAUAUAACACCUGGUACGACAGUUUAUAUAAAAAUCUUAGGAAACACAUAUAAUCAAACAAUAAAAAUAAAUAAUAAUGAACCAACACGUCUUUUCUUAUGUCAUAAAUCACAAAAUAUCGACAAUGACAAUUUAACACGUUCAACACCAUCAAAUAUGAUAGCAGAAAAUCCAAAAGUCUAUGAUAUUUUAUAUAAAUUAUCGUAUUUAAAUGAUAAAAAUAUUCAUAAUCGUAUACGAAAUCUUCUUCGUUUGAUGCCAUCAGAUAUUCGUAUUGUUGAUUUACUUGAUUUAGUAUCAAUACGUGCAGCUAGUGUAUCGACAAAUGAACGACGGCAAUCAACAGAAAAUAUGAACAGUCAACAAAUAAAUCCUAAACAAGCAAUUGAAUAUGUGUUUAAUUUUGAUGAAUGCAGUUUAAUUAAAAUUUUAUAUAAUUUAGAAAUUCUCUCAAGUAAACUAUCACCAUUAUCAAAUAAUAUUGGUAUUAAACAAAGUUCAAAAUUGUUUCGACAAGAUUUUAUUGAACAAGCAGGCGUUGAAUUUUUAUUUAAAUUAUUACAAUCAUUAAAUCAUUUUAUUCAGGAUGAUUAUCAAUAUUUAUUAUGUCAAGAAAUAACAAUAUUAACUUUACAAUUAAUACAAUUGCUAUUGUGUGGAAAUAAUCAACCGGAAGAAAGAUUAUCACCACCAUCACUAUCAUCAUCAAGACCAACAUCACCAAUGGCAGUUGCAGCAAAUGAUAAUAUUAUUGAUACAAUUGAUUUUGAUUUUCAGGCAAAAAUUGAACAUUUACAAUUCGAAGAAUUUGUUGAACAAAUAAAACAAUUAAUCUUUUUAUGUUGGGCAGCUGCUGCAGGAAACAUACGAUUACGUGGACAAGUUUUAUCUAUUAAAGAACAAGUUAAAUUAGAUCGUCAUGUACUAUUACAGCAAAUUAAUGGAAAUAUUUUUUGUCGAAACAAUAGUAAAAAUUCAUCAUCAAAUGAUUUAACAACUACUAAUAUACUAAAUACUGUACAAUAUGGAAUUUGUGUUAAAAAAGGUUCAAUUUUACCAUUAGAUAGUGAAAUAGCCGAGAGAAUUAUUGACAUUGUUAUGUUUUGUUUUGAAAAAAGACCGGAAUUUAUUGCUACUUUUCUUAUACAACCAUUUUUUGCUGAUUUUCUAUUGGAAAUUCUAAUUAGUACAAGUUCUCGUGAAGUUCGUCAGUGUGCAUUACGUAAUAUAAUACGUUUAUGCAAAAUUGAAACAAACGCAUGUGAUAUAAGUGCUAUUGUUCAUCAGAUAUUGUUAAAAGCUCGACUACCAUUAUGGCCAUCAAGUGCAACAAAUCGAAGUUCGAGUCAAAAAAUAUUAUUACAAUCAAUUGAAUAUUUUGAUUUACGUUGUCAAUUAACAGAAAACUUAACAAAACAAAUGCAAACAAUACUGAAUAUUGAUGCAAAAGAAAUUUUGACAAAUGAAUUCAAUUGGUUAUCAUCAUACACUGUAUCGAUAAUAUCAAGUGAAUUACGUGCAAUUGAUAAUAUUCUAUUUAUGGGUCAUUUAAGAUUUAUUCGUACAUUAUUGACAUGUGAAAAUAUAAAUAAAAUUGAAUUUGGUAUUGAUUUUAUACGCUUAAUAAUUGAUCAAUUCUUGUUUCCAGCAUCAAAACGUAUGUCACAACCAAUUGUACCAUCAAAUAACGAAAAUGAUUUGCUGGAUGAUUCUGCACCUGAACCUAAGUGUUCAACAAGUGAAAGCCGUUUAGCUGCUUACGAUGUUCUUGUUGAAUUAGUUCGAAAUUGUCGAACAAAUUUAAAACUUGUCGUUAACGAUCUUAUUCAUCUUCAUCAUAGACCUAUACUAGAAAAACAGACAGAAUGGGAGUUUAUGCCACAAGUUAAUCCUCGUGCAUCUUGCGGAUUUGUUGGUCUUCACAAUGGUGGUGCAACAUGUUAUAUGAAUUCUAUUCUUCAACAAUUAUAUAUGUUACCUCAAAUAUCAGAACAUAUUUUGAGUGUUCAUGAUGAUCUUGAAAAUACAAAUGGAAUAAAUAAAACAAGUGAUUCAAGUUUAUUUUAUCAACUUCAACAAGUAUUUGGUCAUUUAAUGGAAAGUAAAAUGCAGUAUUAUUCACCUGAAUCCUUAUGGAAAAUAUUUCGUUUAUGGGGGCAAGAAAUAAAUAUUCGUGAACAACAAGAUGCAUUUGAUUUUUUUACUGCAAUGACCGAUCAAAUUGAUGAAUAUUUAAAAAGUAUGAAGCAAGAAGAAAUAUUUCGUAAACAAUUUGAAGGAAUUUUUUGUAAUCAAAUGAUAUGUACGAAUGGUUGUCGUCAUCGUUAUGAAGGUGAAGAAAAAUUUAUGGCAUUAAAUGUAGCCGUUAAAGUUGAUUCACUUAAUGAAUCGUUAAAUCAAUUUGUUAAAGGUGAAGUUCUAGAUGGAAAUAAUGCUUAUUUUUGUGCAAAAUGUCAAGAAAAACGAACAACCAUUAAAAGAUUAUGUAUUAAAAAACUACCACCAAUAUUAUGUAUACAAAUGAAACGUUUUGGAUUCGAUUGGGAAAACAAUCGUGCGCUAAAAUUUGAUGAUUAUUUUAAAUUUCCUUUAAUACUCAACAUGGAACCUUAUACAUUAGAUGGUGUUAAUAAACGUGAAAGUUUUGUAGAACAUGAUGAUUUAACUAGCAAUUCAAAUAAUAUUUCUUUAAUUAACACAACAACGACAGGUGAUAAUAAAUGUUUAUCUCGUUCAUUAUCUUCUUUAAACAAUCCUUCAGUUAAUAUGCCAACAAUAAAUUACGAAUUAAUUGGCAUUGUAAUACAUUCUGGUCAAGCCAAUGCUGGUCAUUAUUAUUCAUUUAUAAAAGAUAUUCGUCGUCGCCAUUCAAACAAUACAAAUCAAUGGUACCGUUUCAAUGAUACAUCUGUUGAAGAAAUUCAAUUAACUGAACAAAUGCUCGAAGAAGAAUGUUUUGGUGGAACGUUUCGUGUACAAAAAGAUAAUAAUAAUUCGAAUGAAGAACGUACACGCUUUUGGAAUGCAUAUAUGCUUAUCUAUCAAUGUAUUGAGCCAUCCAAACUACUUCCACCACCAUCAGCAAUUCCAUCAUCACCAAAUAUCAAUCGUUCAUCACGUUAUGUACCUGGCACAGCUGUUCGUAUCAAUUGCGUAAAUCAACGUGAUUCAUUAUCACAAUUAGCUGAUUUAGUUGUUCGUAGUGAAAACAGUGACUUAUUUAAAAUUGAAAACCCAUUAAUACCAUCACGCGUAUUAGCUUGUGUUAAAGAUGAAAAUCUUGAAUUUUUAAAAAAUCGUGAUACUUAUUGUGAUGACUAUUUUCAAUUUAUUUACAAAUUAUCUAAAAUAUGUUUUGAUGAUAUAAAUAUUCCGUCUGAUAUGGAAAUAAUUGAAAAGGAAAAUGAAGAAACGUCAUAUGAAUUAUGUACAAAAUUAGCAUUAAACUUUCUAUUUAAUACACAUUCACGAACACAUCGUCGUUUGCGUAAAGAUAAUUUACAGCAAUGGGUACAAUUAUUAUCACGUUUAUUUACGAAAAAUUCAACAUCGUGUUUAUUAUUUUAUGAUUUAUUAUUCGAAAAACAUGAUCAUGGAUUAAAAUUAUAUUUACUUGAUUGUCCUAUUGAUGAUAUACGUUAUAUUUUUGAACAAAUAUGUGAACAAGUUUUACAAGCAACAUAUUUUCAUGUAUUGGAAAAAAAUCAACAAAUUCAUGAAACAAAUCUAAGCGAUAAUCAUGAAACAUUGAUUAUUAAUAUUGAUAAUAAUUUGUUAAUAUUAAUGAGGAAAUUUAUUGAACAAUUAAUUAAUCUUUUAGAUAAAGCUGUUGUGGAACAAGUUAAACAUUCUCAAGGAUAUUUUCAAUUGAUUUAUUCAUAUAUGAAAAUGAAUAAAAAUUCUAUUGAUGAUUUAUUCAAAUUAAAUACUUUUACACGUUUAAUGAAUUUCUUAUUAGGUGAAAAUAUUGAUGCACGACGAUGGAAUUCUGGACAAGCUAAAGAAUUCGGUAUCAUACAUGAAAUCAUUGCAACAUUAGUAUUAGCAGGCAAUUUAACAAAAGAAACAUCGAAUGAACAAGAUUUGCAAUUAAAAAAUCAAAUGGAAAUUUAUUUUUAUGGAAAAUGUGCGAAUAGAUAUUUGAAAGAAAUUUGCUAUGCUUUUCAAGAAAUUUCACCCUCACAAUUAAUAUGUACCGUACAAUUAAUGGAAAUAUUAUCACUUACGAAUCUAUUAUUUUCCGAACAACUGAUUAGAAUUAUUUUACAAACAAUUGCACAAGCACAUACGAACGAUUUAAAAUCAUUAUUUAAAUUUCUUAGUUUUAUCUUACUCGUCGAAGAUUCGUUACAAACUAAACGACUUCAAAUCACAUUUGAAGGUAUCAAUGAAUCUAUCAGUGGUGAUAAUAGUCAAAACUUAAUCGGACUUUAUUCACUUAUUCGAACCAGUAUGGAAACUGAACAACGACGAGCUUAUCAAACAGUUAAAUUUCUUAUUAAUCUAUCAAAUAGAAAUAGUUCAUGUAAAGAAUAUUUUGCAUCAACUGCUACUCAAUGGGAAUUUGCUAUAAGUUGGCUCAAACAACAAAUGCAAACAUCUUGGCAAUGGUCACCAGCACAAAAUGUAUCCAAUGAAGAUACGGAUACACGCUCAUUUCAACGUACACGUAGUGCACAAUAUACAUUAGAACAAGCUCAAUCUCUUCUACAACAAACAACAACAACAACAACAACAACAACAACAACAACAACAACAACAACAACAACAUCAUCAUCAUCAAAUAAUGAUACAUCAACAACGGAACUAAUGGAAUUAAAUGAUAAUCAUAGUCAAUCAUCAUCACAAUCAACACAUGUUGGUAUUGAUUAA
Molecule: messenger RNA, 8187 nt
Organism: Rotaria socialis
Lineage: Eukaryota; Metazoa; Rotifera; Eurotatoria; Philodinida; Philodinidae
Source: the annotation of a GenBank genome assembly